Molecule: messenger RNA, 2980 nt
Organism: Aphidius gifuensis
Lineage: Eukaryota; Metazoa; Arthropoda; Insecta; Hymenoptera; Braconidae
Product: sialin-like
Exons: 7
Coding region: 1302-2618 (438 amino acids)
Biological process (GO): transmembrane transport; monoatomic anion transport
Cellular component (GO): plasma membrane
Molecular function (GO): transmembrane transporter activity
Source: RefSeq, a predicted model, not a curated record
GCACAAUUCUAUUUUUUUCCCCGAGUGAUCUAUUUCUAUAGAAAUAAUAAAUAUAUAUAUUAAUUAUAUUCAAUUUAUAUAUUUUCUUUUGUGUGCUAAUCAUCAAGUGCUGUUGAACAAAUAAAUCUACAUAUUAUAGUUUAUCACACGUUUGUGUUUGACAUUCAGUGAUACACUUACACUGUUAUAGUAAAAAACACGUUGAUCACAAAUCACAAUAGAGGAUGUCAGCUGACUACUCACAUGUGCCAGCGUACCUUUAGACCUCACUCUUAUGUAUGUAUAAGUUACGAAACUUUCUAAUAAACUAACUUCCACAUAAACUUUUCAUUUCGAUGAAAAAAUUAAUUUUUCUUUCUUGCAACAAUAUGUUAAUUUUUUUCGAUUAUUACCAAAUAAAUAAAUUUUUAAAAUUUCAACUUUUUUAAAUUAUAAAUUAUAAUAUGUUAUUCGAAAAAUGUUAUCGUUCAGCUACCUCGAGCACUCGAGUACACAGACACACACAGUUAAGUUCGACUGACUGAUUGAGAGAGAGGGAUUGUAUCGAAAUAUAUGCACCUCGGAACAUCUUGUCUAAAAACUACCGGAAUAUAUUGUGCUGCGAAUCUGAGAUAUAUACGAGCGUACAAAAUAAGAAUGAUAAAGUACACAAUGGUAUUUUUUUAAACUGAUUUAAAUGUAAUAGAAGUCAAAAAUGAACAACGAAAUAAUUAAUAAUAAGUAUCUUAUAUAUUUAUCAUGUGUCCCCGAUGUUUGUUAAUAAAAUUGAAUGCUUUAUUAUCUAGAAAUUUAAAAAAAAAAAACCUUCUUUAUAAAAACAAUUGUUGCUGGAAUAUUUUAAAGUUUUACUCGAAUCUAUCACUUCAAAACGCUGAUUUAUUUUUAAAUGUAACAUGGAGAUUUGUGACUACCACAAUAUAUCCAGAUUGUUGAAAAUAAAUAAAUAAUUUUUCUGUAAAAAAUCGCAUACAAGAUGAUAGCAAUUUUUUUAUCAGUCUUUAUGUAAUUUUUUAAGUAGGAAGUAAUUACCAAGCAUUGUCAACGCUGUUCAUCUACUUGCCUUAGUUUGUACAAGAUAAAACUCAACACACUCCACAAUAAUAGCACUUGUCAUGUCCCGAUUUUUCGUCUAUAUAGUCACUUAAGUAACUAUAAUAUGUCAAUUAGUUAUCAAAUAGUUAAUUGUGUCGGAAUAAAAUUUGAACUUUGAAUCCGAGAACAUAGAUAAAAUUGAAAUAUUAUUAAUAUUUUUAUAUGACCUUGAUAAAUACUGCUGUAUCUAAUAUAUAUAUUCAGGCAACAUGACUGAAAAAGAAAUAGAAUUACGUGAAAAUGAAGUUUUUUUAAAAAGUGUUGAAGAACAACAGCUACAAGUUUUACAAGAUGUUAAUGUUGGAUGGAAAUUAUGGAAAAAACGUCGUAAUGUAGUUGGUAUCUUUACAUUUUUUGGAUUUUUUAUUGCGUAUAUACUCAGAGUAAGCCUGAGUAUUACAAUCGUUGUGAUGACCUCUAAUACAAAUGAGACAAAAGCAGAAUUUGAAUGGGACUCAAAGCUCCAAGGUUUUAUUUUGAGUUCAUUUUAUUAUGGAUAUAUUGCAACUCAAUGUUUGGGUGGUUUAUUGAGUGCAAGAAUUGGAGGAAAAAAAGUACUUGGUGCUGGAAUUGGUAUAACAGCAUUGUUGACAUUAGUAACCCCUGUAUUUGCACGUAUUAGUGUUUAUCUUCUUAUUUUUUUACGAGUUCUCAUAGGACUAUUUGAGGGUAUUACAUUUCCUUCGGUAGCAUCGAUAUGGGCAAAUUGGGCACCACCACUCGAACGUUCAAAACUUUCAGCUUUAGCUUUUGCUGGUGCUUCAUCUGGAGCUGUAUUUGCAAUGCCUGUAUCCGGUCUUAUUGCUGAACGCCUUGGCUGGUCAGCUGUUUUUUAUAUAUACGGAUUCUUUGGAUUAAUAUGGUAUGCAAUGUGGCUGUAUUUUAUAUCAGAUAAACCUAAUGACGAUCCUUGGAUUUCACCUGUUGAACUUGAUUUUAUUAAACAAUCGUUGAUUGCUGAUAACCCCCAUGCUGCAGAAACUAAGAGAGUAAUAUCACAUCCUUGGAAAAGCAUAUUGAAAUCAGCACCGUUUUGGGCAAUUGUUGGAGCUCAUCUUAGUGAAACCUGGGGACAUCUCACGAUGUUAACAGAAUUACCAACGUUUAUGAGUGAUGUAUUGCAUUUUAAAAUUGAAACAACUGGUUUUAUAUCAGCUCUUCCUUAUCUUGGAUCAACAAUUAUUGUUAUAUUUGCUGGUCAUCUCGCUGAUAUUUUGCGAUCAAAAAAAUAUCUCACAACAACUCAAGUACAAAAGAUAUUUACAUGUGUAGCAUUUGUAGGCCAAUCAAUCUUCAUCAUUUCAGCUGGAUUUUUAAGUUCAAGUUCUGAAGUUAUUUUCUGUAUUAUAACCGGAAUGAGCAUUGGUGGUUUUGCAAUGUCAGGUUUUAAUAUUAAUUUCCUGGAUAUUGCACCUAGACAUGCCAGUGUCUUGUUGGGUAUAAGUACAACAAUAUCCAUGCUGGGAGGGGUUAUUAGUCCAAUUCUCACUGGUUACAUUGUCCAAGACAAGGUUAAAACUAUUUAAAAUUGAAUUUAUAAUGUAACUUUUAUUUAUUUAUAAUUUUUAACAUAAUAGAAAUAUGCUAGCUGGAGAAUAGUUUUUAUAGUUGUCGGAAUCAAUUAUCUUGUUGGAGCGGUCUUUUAUUGUUUAUUUGGUUCAGGAGAACAACAAAAAUGGGCAGAUAUCGGAAAUACAGCAGAGAGAAAAAAAAAAAGUGAGAAUAAAUAAAUGAUCUUCAACGAACAAAAAACGAAGUCUGAUCAAAAAAAAAAUCUUAAAUAAUGGCUUAUUGUUAAUUUUACAAUGUUUAUUUAGUAUUAAUAUUUUUUUAACAAACAACAAAUAAAAAAUACAUUAAAUUCCUCAUAUUAACAAAAUAAUUAAAA